AUGCCUCCUGAGAAUAUGUUUGUUGACCACGAUUAUAUCUACGACGCGUUUGUGGCCUAUACGUCUGACGAGUACGAAUGGAUCAUCCAGCAAUUGCGACCAAGACUUGAAUUAGUGGACGAUCCGGCCCGGCUCUGUAUUCACGACAGAGAUUUCAUCCCUGGGAAACCGAUUCAUGAAAAUAUCGUCGAUAAAAUGAAGGAGAGUCGAAAGAUUUUGCUAAUCAUCAGUCCGGAUUUCUGGAAUCUCGAUUCGGUCCCUCUGGAAAUCGAGUACGCCGGCAUGAAGUGUCUAGAGGAAGGCAGAGAUGACACCAUACUGUGCGUUCUAAUGGAGGAAAUUCCAGUUCGCCAAAUGCCGAGAGCACUGAGAAAUCUCUGGCACAAGAUCACCUUUCUGAAAUGGAGCGAUAAUCCGGAUGCACAGUUAAUUUUCUGGAGAAAUCUAAGGCCUGCUAUAAACCCAGUUUAA
Molecule: messenger RNA, 471 nt
Organism: Liolophura sinensis
Lineage: Eukaryota; Metazoa; Mollusca; Polyplacophora; Chitonida; Chitonidae
Product: toll-like receptor 2 type-2
Exons: 1
Coding region: 1-471 (156 amino acids)
Biological process (GO): inflammatory response; signal transduction
Cellular component (GO): plasma membrane
Molecular function (GO): signaling receptor activity
Source: RefSeq, a predicted model, not a curated record